This is a messenger RNA of Anoplophora glabripennis (Asian longhorned beetle), 1356 nucleotides long. RefSeq lists its product as uncharacterized. The transcript has 4 exons. The coding region runs from base 1 to 1356 and encodes 451 amino acids. Gene Ontology annotation, molecular function: catalytic activity. NCBI's taxonomy places the organism in Eukaryota, Metazoa, Arthropoda, Insecta, Coleoptera, Cerambycidae. The record is from RefSeq and is a predicted model, not a curated record.
AUGGACCUAGCGGAGGCUACGGCCAUUAGAUUAAAUGCGCAGUAUCUCCUGGUAAGUGAACCUAAUAAAAACGCCGUUAAAGGUAGAAAAUGGCAUAGAGACAACAGGUCUGAUGCAGCGAUCGGCUACGUCGGACGCACGACGGGUAUAACAGCUAGUGGAGCAGGAGACGGCUUUGUCUGGGCGCGAAUCCAGAACACAAUCAUAUAUAGUUGUUAUGUGUCCCCAAAUGUAACUAUAGGAGAAUAUGAGGAGUAUAUGAACAAACUAGCUGUGGACGUGAUAAAUAAAGGCAGGAGUAUGGUCAUUUUAGCAGGUGACUUUAAUGCUAAGUCCCCUAUGUGGGGCGAGACUUAUGAAGACGCCAGGGGGAAGAUUUUUGCAGAGCUAUUGUCCUCUCUACGUAUGACGGCGCUAAACCAAGACAGAAUUUUCACCUUCGAAAGAGGGAGAUCCGGGUCCAUAAUAGACGUAACGGUGGUUACGGAAAAUGAAUUGGGCAAAAUUAGUAGAUGGUCGCAGGAGUCCUGGGUGUUUGGUCCGAUAAAUGAACAACGGUUAAGAGGAGAGCUGAGGAGGCUCGUGGAUAGACAAGUUGAUAACACACCCGACAGCUUAUCGGAUAUUAUGGAGAAGGCAUAUCGUGAUACCACACCAAAGAUUAGAACGCAAAAUGGACUGGCGCCAUAUUGGUGGACCGACCAAAUAGCGAUCCUUCGCAGCGAGACGAUUAGACGACGCAGAAGAGUUACCAGGCUGCGAACUCGAGAAGAUGACGUAGAGCUGGCAACAGCUCUAGAGGAGUACAAGGUAAAAAAAAGAGAGCUUACGUACAGCAUCCGGGACGUUUUCGGGGAUGGGUACAAGAUAGUUAUGAAGACCAUGAGGGCUCCAUACCCCCCGUUAAAGUUGACGAAGGAGGAAAAAAGGAAUCAAAUAAGUAAAUUAUUCCCUAUGGCUCCAGCUAGAGUGUGGCAUAAGGAAAGGCCUCAGGAAAUCCCGUUGGUAGAGAUGGAGGAACUGAGGAAAGCCGCAGGAAAAUUGAAAAAUAGGAAGGCGCCGGGGCCGGACGGUGUACCUGCGGAGGCAGUAAAGGUUGCCGUAGGCGGUGCAAUUGAGGAUUUCAUAUUGGGUGUACUAAAUGAUCUUUUAACACACGGCAAGCUAUACGAACAGGUGAUAAAUGUAAGGCUACAGGAGGAUAUAGAGUCUAAGGGGGGUUUUUCACCAAGACAAUAUGGUUUUCGGAAAGGGAGAUCCACCAUUGAUGCGGUGAAGCAGGUUCUAGAAACCUCGUGGAGAGCUCAUCGACAGACUCCUUCGGAAUGGUGUGCCGUAAUCACGGUUCCAUUCUAG